AAGAAGCUCCUUGGUGACGGAGAAGAGGCAGAGAAGAGAAGCGGCACGCAGGGAGGCAGCCGCCAGCAUCGUCUCUUGCCGUCGCUGGACAGAAAGCUCGGUGUCCGCGGAGCUAUGGAGACGCCGGGGAGGAUAGCGAGCACACCGGACGCGCUGGACUUCACGGUGGACAACGUAGAAAAGGCUCUCCAUCAGUUGUAUUAUGAUCCAAAUAUAGAAAACAAGAAUCUGGCACAGAAAUGGCUGAUGCAAGCUCAAGUUUCACCUCAGGCCUGGCAGUUUUGUUGGGCCCUGCUCAGCCCGGAUAAGGUGCCUGAGAUCCAGUAUUUUGGGGCCAGCGCGCUUCACACCAAAAUCUCUCGGUACUGGUCGGACAUCCCCACUGACCAGUACGAGUCCCUGAAGAGCCAGUUGUUCUCCCAGAUAGCCUGCUUCUCCUCCGGCUCCAAGAUGGUUCUCACCCGACUGUGCGUGGCGCUGGCCUCUUUGGCACUCAACACGAUGCCCGAGGCCUGGCCCGGCGCCGUGGCAGAGAUGGUCCGGGUGUUUCAGGAGGAGGGGGGAGGGGUGGAUGGCCGGGCACGCUGCCUGGCUUUACUGGAGCUGCUCACUGUGCUGCCCGAGGAGUUUCAGACCAGCCGGCUGCCGCAGUACCGCAAGGGACAGGUGCGGGGAGCCCUGGGCCGAGAGUGGGGGUCAGUCUGCCCCUUACUGCAGCAACUGCUUCGGCGGACAGACAGCCCAGGGGCAGUGAAAGCCCGCGUGCUGCGCUGCCUGUCCUCGUGGGUGCUGCUGGACGUGCCCCUCAACGAGAGCGAAGGCCUGGUGCACGACUGCUUCAGCGCCCUGUCUGACCCGGAGCUCUUCGACACAGCAGUGGAGGCUAUAGUCAACGCCAUUUCUCAACCGGACUCCCAAAGAUAUGUGAACACAUUACUGAAACUGGUUCCUCGAGUGCUGGCCCUCCAGGAUCAGCUCAGGGAGGCUGUGCAGAAUGGAGACAUGGAGACCUGCCAUGGGAUCUGCCGGAUAUCCGUAACACUGGGAGAGAACCACUCCAGGACUCUGUUGGAGCAGGUGGAUCACUGGCAGAGCUUCCUGGCUUUAGUCAACAUGAUCAUGUUUUGUACAGGCAUCCCCGGCCACUAUCCGGUCAAUGAGACCACUAGCUCCCUCACUCUCACCUUCUGGUACACACUACAGGAUGAAAUCAUGUCGUUUGAGUCAGAGAAGCAGGCCGUGUAUCUCCAGGUCUACAGGCCAGUGUAUUUCCAGUUGGUGGAUGUGCUGCUCCACAAAGCCCAGUUCCCCUCUGACCAGGAAUAUGCAUCCUGGUCCUCGGAUGAGAAGGAGCAGUUCAGGAUUUACAGGGUGGAUAUCUCAGACACACUCAUGUACGUGUACGAGAUGCUGGGAGCAGAGCUGCUGAGCAACCUGUACGAUAAACUAGGGAGACUGUUGACGAAUACAGAGCAGCCGACAUCAUGGCAGCACACAGAAGCUUUGCUGUAUGGCUUCCAGUCCAUAGCAGAAACGAUAGAUGUGAACUAUUCAGACGUCAUCCCGGGCUUGAUAGGACUCAUCCCUCGGAUCAACAUCAAUAAUGUCCAGUUAGCCGACACAGUCAUGUUCACAAUAGGUGCUCUGGCCGAAUGGUUAGCAGACCACCCAGUGAUGCUCAGCAGUGUCCUGCCUUUGGUUUUACAAGCGUUAGGGAACCCCGACCUUUCUGUAUCUUCUGUUUCAACCUUAAAGAAAAUCUGCAGGGAAUGCAAAUAUGACCUGCCACCCUACGCAACUAACAUCGUAGCAGUUUCUCAGGAGGUGCUUAUAAAACAGAUCCACAAGACCAGUCAGUGCAUGUGGCUGAUGCAGGCUCUGGGAUUCCUGCUUUCCGCUCUGCCUGUGGAGGACAUCUUGAGAAACCUUCAUUCCCUCAUCACCCCCUACAUUCAGCAACUAGAGAAGCUCGCUGAUGAGACGCCUAAUCCCUCUAAUAAACUGGCAAUCAUUCACAUCCUGGGGCUGCUGUCCAACCUGUUCACUACGCUCGACAUUAGCAAGCAGGACGAUGAGUCAGCUGACGGCUCUGCGCCACCUGUCAAAGCAACUCCACCCCCUCCAGGACCAAAUCCGGUGGUGGUCGUUUUGCAGCAGGUUUUUGCUCUCAUACAAAAGGUUCUCAGCAAGUGGCUGAAUGACUCGCAGGUGGUGGAGGCGGUGUGUGCCAUCUUUGAGAAGUCUGUGAAGACCCUCCUGCAUGAUUUUGCCCCCAUGGUGUCUCAGCUAAGUGAGAUGCUUGGCCAGAUGUACAGUACAAUUCCCCAGGCAUCAGCUCUUGACCUGACACGACAGAUGGUGCAUAUCUUCGCCAGCGAGACGGACCACUUCCCACCAAUCAAGGCUCUGUUUGAGCUGGUUACCUCGGUAACACUGUCCAUCUUCCAGCAAGGACCCAGGGAUCAUCCUGAUAUUGUUGAUUCAUUUAUGCAACUCCAAGCUCAGGCCCUCAAACGGAAGCCCGACUUGUUCUUGUCGGAGAACCUUGACGUGAAAGCGGUGUUCCACUGUGGAAUUCUGUCUCUUAAGUUUCCCGAGGCCCCGACGGUCAAGUCGACGUGUCUGUUCUUUACUGAGCUGCUGCCGCACUGCUUAGACGUGCCUCCGUUAGCCAGGGUGGUACAGGAGGACGGCAAGCUGCUGGUGCAAGCUGUGCUGGAGGGCAUCGGGGGCGGAGCAUCCCGAAAUCUGAUGGACCAGUUUGCCGAAGUGUUGUUCAGUCUAAAUAAGAACUGCUUCUCUCUGCUCGCCGUGUGGUUGAAAGAGGCACUGCAGCCUCCCGGCUUCCCGUCGUCACGCAUCACGCCGGAGCAAAAAGACAACUUCUCGCAGCAGAUACUCAGAGAGCGAGUAAACAAGAGGAGAGUGAAGGACAUAGUGAAAGAGUUCACACUACUGUGCAGAGGGCUGCACGGCACAGAGUACGCUGCCGAAUACUGAAACCUCCCAGCUGAUCGUGACCUUCGUCCUCAGUGCAAAUACCCGGACGCCACAGCAACAAAGCUCCCUCCAAGCCCAUAAGGAAAUCGAGAAAUGAUUGUAACGAUAAUCCAUCCAGCAGCAGGACAAGACACAGAACCCAUUCCAGCACAGAGCUGCCAUCGGAUCAGCGGACGAACUUCAACUCCCAGCAGGCCUCAGAGAGGGCCUCCUCUUUGCUGCAUUGAUUCUUUUCGCUGUUCUAAGAUUGAUUGCCUCUCCCUCGUCUCUCUCGUCCUCUAAAGGUCAUUUUUGUUGGAAGGAUUUUGAGCAGCACACCCAGCAUGCUGCCUAAUGCCUUCUUCUAUCUCUCUAGAUCUUCCUGUGGUUCCCCUAGAUUUGUCUGCUGGUGAUUUAGCCUCUAUAUGAAAUGGUAGUGGUAUCGUACGUAGCUACUUGACAUUAUUUUUCAAAGUAAACCAAGUUAAUUAUAUAAAUGUAUAUGUAAAUACAAAUAGAUGGUUUCAGUCCUGCCGCUGCUGCUAAUGGGAUAAAAAGGAGCAACGGUUAGGGGUGACUGGACAGGAAGUCGAUCCAAUAUCUGCUCCGGCUCACGCCCCUGUGAUCUCUGCAUUUGCCAAAUUAUAUUAACUGUUUUGUGACUUUCUAUUUCGUUUUAUUAAAGGCCUUUUAUGGGGAGUGAUUAGGGAAGGAAAGCUUAAGACAACAAUACUUGGACUUUAUACAGUCAAACAACUCAACAAGCCCUCUAUACGCGGGGCUGUACCUCAUGUAUCUAUAAUCCUACUCAGUCCGACUGCAGUGUCCUCCUUUGCCGCAGGGUAAAGCAGGGCCGCUGAGAACAACGGCAAGAUGAAACCCAGCAACCGGCACCAUGAUGGAAGCUGCUAAGAAGGGAACUAGGCAUUUCUGACGAUGGCCUGCUUAGUCACUGUAAUCAUGCAAAAAUAUUAAUCCAAGUUGUGCAUAUUAACAGUUACUGGUGAACACUUGCAUAUUUGAGUGUACGGGUGUGUUCAUAUCUGUAUGUACGAGAGGUUUGCACAUAUGUGUCCCAUCCACUCCCCCCCCCCCCCCCCCCCCCCACUUGUUCAGUGCACUUAUAUUGGACCUAUGGUACAAAUGCAUCCUUUUUUCAUCAGCGUUUCAGUCAAGGAGGCCCCGUUUCAUUCUUCACACCACGCUCACUCAGGCACCCCUCUUCAGAAAGACUGACCUGGAGCGUCUAGCAUGUCGCGGACUCACGCCUUUGUCAAACCACACUCGUCCAUCCACGUUAUUCUCGCCAAGCACUGCUAUUUACAAAGCGCUUGUGAUCAAGCUACCCAGAAUCCUUUGGGUCACUGCCUUGGAGAGGUUGGAGAAGGAUCGGAGAGCCCAUGACGCAGAAGGUUCCUUCACGCCGACAUUCUGUGCUCGUCCUUUUACGCCUGCGAUGCUACGGCUGUAAAUUACACGUAUGUUGUGAAUGGGCAGCACCCCGGCAUCGAAACCUACCUUGUGAUCUCUGAUAAAACUUUUAUCUCAGUGUAAUCCUCCUGUCUUAUCCGAGGUGCCUGCAGACAUGUAGCAUGUAUGUGUUUUGGGGGGGGUGGGAGGGAUUCUUGGGACUCGUUUACGGGGUGUGGGUUAAUCUGCACCAGUGGAGGGGAGACGGAGACCCAAGGCAGGAAUCACUUCUGAUGCAAGCCGCUUCACUUUAGUCCAGUAAGUACUGCGAACGCCUCGGCGUUCAACACUGAUCCCUGGUCUGUUUUGUGCUCUUAGUGUGAAGUGAGGGGAGGGGCGUUUUAUCACAGUGUAGAGCUGUAGGCGGAUGGUAGGGGGGUGGUAGGGGUGAAAUGUACAGUGGUCUUUUUGUACCUUGGCUUUAAUUUAUUAAAUAUAUCUGAGACUGCAGCUGUUGACGCCUAA
This is a messenger RNA of Fundulus heteroclitus (mummichog), 4914 nucleotides long. Its product is annotated as importin-13. Gene Ontology annotation, molecular function: small GTPase binding. The record is from RefSeq and is a predicted model, not a curated record. Gene Ontology annotation, cellular component: nuclear membrane; cytoplasm. The coding region runs from base 115 to 3000 and encodes 961 amino acids. Lineage: Eukaryota; Metazoa; Chordata; Actinopteri; Cyprinodontiformes; Fundulidae. The transcript is spliced from 23 exons. Gene Ontology annotation, biological process: protein import into nucleus.